This is a messenger RNA of Microtus oregoni (creeping vole), 720 nucleotides long. RefSeq names its product 60S ribosomal protein L27a-like. Gene Ontology annotation, biological process: translation. Bases 1 to 720 code for a protein of 239 amino acids. Gene Ontology annotation, cellular component: ribosome; cytosolic large ribosomal subunit. Gene Ontology annotation, molecular function: structural constituent of ribosome. NCBI's taxonomy places the organism in Eukaryota, Metazoa, Chordata, Mammalia, Rodentia, Cricetidae. The transcript has 3 exons. The record is from RefSeq and is a predicted model, not a curated record.
AUGAUUCAGCGCUUUGCGGGCUCUGCUUACCUAAUCAGAGCGGUGACAGCUUCGCUGCUAUUUAGAGGUGACACCCUGAAUAAUAAGCACGUUUCCUCUAGCUUAGAGGUCCUGGCGGGUUUUGAGAUAUUUGAUCAUAUCCAGUGUGAGGGGGUGGACAAGGGCAAGCUGGAGCUCUUGAAGGUCAUGAGUACACAUCGGAUCAAAAUUGAUAAGGUGCUUGAUUUCUUGAAACAAAAAAUAGAAUAUAGCUCUUUCCUUUCUGCCACCACCGUGCCAUCCAGACUGAGGAAGACCCGGAAACUCCGGGGCCACAUGAGCCAUGGCCAUGGCCGCAGCGGUAAACACCGCAAGCAUCCAGGAGGAUGCGGGAACGCUGGAGGCAAGCAUCAUCACAGGAUCAACUUCGACAAAUAUCAUCCAGGUUACUUCGGGAAAGUUGGGAUGAGGCAUUACCACUUAAAGAGGAACCAGAGCUUCUACCCGACUGUCAACCUGGACAAACUGUGGACACUGGUCAGUGAGCAGACCUGGGUCAACGCUGCCAAGAACAAGACUGGAGUUGCUCCCAUCAUUGAUGUCGUGCGAUCGGGCUACUACAAAGUUCUGGGGAAGGGAAAGCUCCCUAAGCAGCCUGUCAUCGUGAAAGCCAAAUUUUUCAGCAGAAGAGCUGAAGAGAAGGUAAAGGGUGUUGGAGGUGCCUGUGUUCUAAUGGCUUGA